UUGCUAAGCAACAAUAGAUUCGAUAGAAGAAGAAAGUUUGCUCUGGGUCGCACAGUUGCACGUGGGACGUGAUCACGCCGUGUCUGUUCACUGAGGAUCAACACAGAAGAGAAGCGAUUCAACUCCGCGGGCUGCGUCCAUCUCAGUAGUUUACGCCAGAAACGAUGAGGCCAGGUUUCAGUCCUCGCAUGGACAGAGGAAGAGGUGGAGGAAGAGGUGGAGGCAGAGGAGGGUUUGGUGACCGCGGAGGACGAGGAGGAUUCCGGGGAGGAUUCCGGGGAGGAAGAGGUGGAGGCUUCCAGUCCCCAGACGGUGGAGGAUUUCGGGGCCGUGGUGGUGGCAGAGGAACCCCAAGAGGCAGAGGGGGUAGAGGAGGGAGGGGUGGCCGAGGUGGUUUCGGAGGAGGGAAGAAGGUCCUGAUCGAGCCUCACAGACAUGAAGGAGUGUUCAUCUGCAGGGGAAAGGAGGAUGCCCUGGUGACAAAAAACAUGGUGGUAGGAGAGUCUGUGUAUGGAGAGAAGAGGAUCAGUGUGGAGGAAGGAGAGACUAAGAUUGAAUACAGAGCCUGGAAUCCGUUCCGCUCCAAGCUGGCUGCGGCCAUCUUGGGAGGAGUCGACCAGAUCCACAUCAAGCCUGGAGCCAAGGUCAUGUACCUGGGAGCUGCCUCUGGCACCACAGUGUCCCACGUUUCCGACAUCGUUGGACCCGAAGGGCUGGUCUAUGCAGUAGAGUUUUCCCACCGGUCGGGUCGCGACCUUCUCAACGUGGCGAAAAAACGCACCAACAUCAUUCCAAUCAUCGAAGACGCUCGGCACCCGCACAAAUACAGAAUGCUUGUUGGCAUGGUGGAUGUGAUCUUUGCUGAUGUUGCCCAGCCUGACCAGACGAGGAUCGUUGCUUUGAACGCUCACAACUUUUUGAAGAACGGCGGCCACUUUGUUAUCUCAAUCAAGGUACGCUGAUAACUGCCGUAACAG
Molecule: messenger RNA, 977 nt
Organism: Haplochromis burtoni (Burton's mouthbrooder)
Lineage: Eukaryota; Metazoa; Chordata; Actinopteri; Cichliformes; Cichlidae
Product: rRNA 2'-O-methyltransferase fibrillarin-like
Exons: 7
Coding region: 165-962 (265 amino acids)
Biological process (GO): box C/D sno(s)RNA 3'-end processing; rRNA methylation
Cellular component (GO): nucleolus; Cajal body; box C/D methylation guide snoRNP complex
Molecular function (GO): histone H2AQ104 methyltransferase activity; rRNA methyltransferase activity; RNA binding
Source: RefSeq, a predicted model, not a curated record